Molecule: messenger RNA, 1497 nt
Organism: Ruditapes philippinarum (Manila clam)
Lineage: Eukaryota; Metazoa; Mollusca; Bivalvia; Venerida; Veneridae
Product: exosome complex component MTR3-like
Exons: 7
Coding region: 73-888 (271 amino acids)
Biological process (GO): rRNA catabolic process; poly(A)-dependent snoRNA 3'-end processing; nuclear mRNA surveillance
Cellular component (GO): nucleolus; nuclear exosome (RNase complex); cytoplasmic exosome (RNase complex)
Source: RefSeq, a predicted model, not a curated record
UUUGUGCUCCAUGACCUUAACUAAAUUAUUAUCACAACGUGUAGUUUUAUCAAAAACACCAAUUUUGCAAACAUGCCUGUUGAUACCAAAAGAAUUACCGGGCCAGAAACAUCUUUAAGCCCAUAUUCAUUCUGCAAACCAAAGGAAACGAAACUUCUGGUAAAUGAUAAUCAAGAAAGACAUGAUGGCAGAAAUGCAGACAAAAUUAGACCAAUAUUUUUGAAAACUGGAGUUGUAAGUCAAGCUCAAGGUUCAGCAUACAUUGAGCAAGAUGGGACCAAGGUCAUCUGUGCAGUGUAUGGACCUAGAGCAGUGAUUAGAAAGGAGGAGUUUAGCAUGAAAGGCCAGCUAAGUUGUGAGUUUAAAUUCACAACUUUCUCGUGCGCACGACGUAGACAGUAUCAACAAGACACUGAGGAGAAAGAUUAUUCUGUACAAUUGUUAGAAGCUCUAGAACCAGCUGUGUUGCUGCAUAAAUUUCCGAAGGCUCAAGUGAAUAUAUACGUGACUGUGCUUCAGAAUGAUGGAAGUGCAUUGGCUGCGUCAAUAACUUGUGCUUCUGUAGCAAUGGCAGAUGCAGGCGUAGAGAUGUACGACCUUGUUACAGGUUGUUCUGCUAGGCUAGCUGGUGACCUGUUAUUGUUAGAUCCCUGUACACAUGAGGAAUAUUCAUCAAAGGAGCAUUCGGCAGUAAACAAUGGCAGUGUGACAGUAGGUUUGAUGCCUUCAUUAAACCAGAUAUCUGCUGUGACAUCAAAAGGGGAAAUACAGUUUGAACACAUGAAAAUGGCAAUAUCAAAAUGUGUAGAUAUGUGCGUUCUGCUAUACCCAGUCUGUCAGGAAAGUUUGGUCAAGUCAGUCAAUACCAGUAUAAAAGAAAAUACCUGAAAAUGUGGGAUAUACAAAACAACAUGUGUUCAUGAGAGAGUGUGGUACUACAGGUAGAAUUGAGCUUAAAUUGCUCAAUGGGGUGUAAAAAAGGACAACAGUAAUCUAAAGACAAUAACUGAAAAGUAGAGGAAUCCUUGAAACUGUCUUAAUUUUUUUUGCCUUUUUUUAUAGCUCACUAGAGCACAUGAUGUUCAAGGUGAAAUAUUGUGAUCACCAACUGUCUGUUGCCCAAUGUCUUUCCGCUCUUGUUUCACUGUUUUCUGAUCUUAAGGUUAAGCUCAUAAAACAAAUGGGAAGUCUAAGGUUGGUCAUGGCAAUAUAGUGUAACUGUAAUAGUUACUAGUUAGUAAAUUGUGAAAAUUGUGAAACAGUCCACGCCUUUGCUAUUAUGAAUUUUUAAAUGUGUUAAAAAUUCAAAAUUAUGAAAAAUAAAUAAAAACAUUCACAUGUUAAUUCUGAAAUAUAAAAGAAUGGACAUGUAAUACAAUUUAUUACAACUGCAGUCUGAUUAAGUGUAUUUAAUGAAAUGGAAAGAAUAAAUGACUAAAAUGUAAGUUUGAUCUAUAGUAUCUUUAUUAAAUACAAAAUGUAUUGUACUGAAAUUCA